GGUGAUGUGUGAUCACUUCUCUAAACCAUUUUUUUUAGCAAUGUGCACGCGGGACCCACAAUUCUAUGCAAUGAGCAACACUUGGCCGAGGAAAGGGUCCCACAAGUGUCCAUAAAUAAUGACCCCUGGGAAGGGCAGGGAAGUCGUCACAAUACAAACUCUCCUCUGCAUAUCUUUUGUUUUUAUUAUCCAACAUUUUAGUCUUUCUCUCGCCAAAUAACCUCAUAGUGUCGACAUGUUUCUCCAGAAUGAUGAAGAGCUUAAUAAUUUGGUAACUAAAAUCUGUGAUCUGUACGAGCAAAUCUCAAGCCUCGAGAGUCUCAAGCCCUCCAAAGAUGUCGACACUCUCUUCACCCAAUUAGUCCUCGCAUGUAUACCACCUUGCCCAAAUAUUGAUAUUGACAACCUUCCCAAAAGGGUUCAAAACAUUAGGUCUAAACUUAUUAGGCUCUGUGGUCAGGCCGAGGGACUUUUGGAGGCUCAUUUCUCAACCAUCCUAGCCUCGUACAAAAACCCACUUCACCAUCUCAACAUCUUUCCAUACUAUAACAAUUACCUCAAGCUAAGCCAUCUCGAGUACCAAAUCCUAAGCCAACACUUCAAUCAAGAGCCUAAACAAAUUGCUUUCGUGGGUUCUGGUCCCCUGCCUCUUACCUCCAUUGUAUUGGCCUCAAAUCACCUCACCAAAACCUAUUUCCAUAACUAUGACAUCGACGCUUCGGCCAACUCCAAGGCUCAUGCCUUGGUAUCCUCGGAUUCUGACCUCUCCACACGGAUGGUCUUUAAAACGACUGAUGUCAUGGAUGUUACUACGGAGCUGAGAGAGUAUGAUGUUGUUUUCUUGGCUGCUCUUGUUGGCAUGGACAAGGAGGAGAAAGUCAAAGUGAUUGAGCAUUUGGAUAAGUACAUGGCUCCAGGGUCUCUUCUGAUGCUUAGGAGUGCUCAUGGUGCUCGAGCUUUCUUGUACCCCGUUGUUGAUACCGAUUGUGAUCUCCAAGGGUUUGAGCUCCUCUCUGUGUUUCAUCCCACUGAUGAAGUAAUCAACUCAGUUGUUAUAGCUCGCAAGUACUAUGAUCCAAUGAUGCUGCCAGGUGUCAACUCCCCAUCGAUUGAUCAGCAGCAGGCUCCGGCUGGAAUCAAUACGGGCUGCCCCAUAAUACUUCCCCAUAAGUGCUCUCAUGAGAUUGAAGCUUUUAAUCCUCUCAAUAUUCAUGGGAACAUGAUUGAGGAACUGGGGUUUGAGGAGAAACUUUCGUGAAGUACUACUUCUACUUCUAGUAGUAGCAGUACUAUAUAUAUACACUACUGGUGAUAAUCUUUGUUCUCAUAUGAUCAAUCUUUCUCAAUCGGUCAGGUUCAUGUGAUCAUGAUUAUCGUUAUAUAUAUAUAUAUAUUUAUAUGAUGGUUUGUUUUGUGUCGUCCAAUUAUUCUGUUCCUUCCUAUAAUAUGUGUUGGAUCAUGCAUAUCUAACAUAUUUAAUUGGUAUACUAGCAGCUAGCUAAUGUGUUCCUAUAUAUUUUGGAUCAAAAUAUGGUAACAUGUUAAAAAUGGGCUCUCCGUAUAUCUAGCUUGUGGCUAUGCGUAUGUAUAUCUCUAAUAAUUUGUUCAUCUCUAGUACUACCUAGCUAGAUUUGAUGUGUAACGUAUCAUGCUGAAUAUCUUUUUCUUUUCUCCUCAUGUACUAUAGCUCUUUCAAGUUAUGUGUAUUAAUUCAAAAUAUAUAGUGAUAACUCUUUCAAGUUGUGCAUUAAUUCAAAAUAUAUAGUGAACAAGACUCUAUCUCUUCUUUA
Humulus lupulus (European hop) is the source of this 1790-nucleotide messenger RNA. Its product is annotated as nicotianamine synthase-like. The record is from RefSeq and is a predicted model, not a curated record. The coding region runs from base 236 to 1258 and encodes 340 amino acids. Gene Ontology annotation, molecular function: nicotianamine synthase activity. NCBI's taxonomy places the organism in Eukaryota, Viridiplantae, Streptophyta, Magnoliopsida, Rosales, Cannabaceae. Gene Ontology annotation, biological process: nicotianamine biosynthetic process. The transcript has a single exon.